AAGCCACGGGGUCCUUUCUCCUGCUGUCAGAAGAAGACUGCCUUCCAGCGUGUCCGCAAGCAUUGUGUGGGCCAUUCUUCACUUGUCCUCAAUUUGCGCGCCAGUGAAGACCGUCGUCAUGACAUUAUCAAAGCUCACGAGCCCAGCCGACAACGACCAGGAAAGUGAGGGACCGGCGGCGGGGCAAAGCGACACUGCGCGCUUCCACAGCCGCGCUCACAAGCUGGCCACGCUCAUCACGAUGACCACGGGAAGCGCGAACGCGGCCAUGUUUCCCAUGAUGUUCAUCUUCUACGGAGGAGUGCCGUUCCUGCUGGCGUACCUUGUCGUGCUGGCGACCGUGGCGAUGCCGAUGCUGCAGCUGGAGAGCAACCUGGCCCAGUUCGCCGGAGACGGAAACUGCGGCAUCUUCAGCACCGUUCCGCUGUUCCUCGGCACGGGCUACGCGCUGACGUUGUACGUAAUCCUGCGCGUGGUCGCCGACUCGUUGCCCCUGUCCGACGUGCUCCUGCAGAUGGCCGGUGUGGGAGGAUCCACUGUCCCGUGGAGCGGGUCCUGUGCCGGCGGGUGGACGGCGAACAACCGCACCUGUUACGCCAUCAAGCGGGGAUCGGUCCCGUGCCGAAUGUUGCGCGGUCGAUUCGUGGACUCGUUCCGGCGCGUGGCACUCGGUGAAGGCCUGCCUCUGCUGCGCGGUGACCAGGUGGUGCUGGUGCCGUCCAAGUCCUACCACAACAACGCCACCGGGUGCAUGCCCGACUUGUACACACAGGCACCCACCUACGGCUUCCGACGUCAGCAGAGUUGGGCGGAGCACACGUUCGACAACAUCCGGGCACAGCCUCUGGUCUCGGUGGCUGCCAUUUGGGUCCUGGUGUUCGCGCUCGCCCACGGUGGUUUCAUCAGGCUCAAGAACUUCUUCUAUGUGAUGCUGGGCCUACACGUUACAACUGCCAUCAUGCUGCUUCUACGGGCCUUGACCUUGGAAGGUGCCAUCAGAGGACUCCACACGUUCGCCUACGCAGACUGGAGUCACGUAGUCAGCGUGGAGAUGUGGUCCCAGGCCCUGUACACGUGCCUAGAGAGCGUGGGCGUCACGGGAACCGUCUACUUGGGCGUCCAGAGGUUCAACUCCUUCAAGAACAACUUCCACGAAGACGUGAUGGCUGUACUCGUGGCUGACACCGCCUCCAAAGGUAUCUGCACCUUCAUGGCCUUCCUCUACCUCGGCCACUUGUCCGCCAGCAUGGGCGUCGAUGUCAGGAUGCUCAUUGACUACGGGUCCAGCUUCAUCGUGAGCAUCACGCCGCAAGCCGUGAGCCUAGCUCCGGACCCGGAGAUCUGGAGCCAAGUGCACCUCCUAUGGCUGCUCUCGACGAUGGUGCCCAAGUUCCUGAUUGUCCCCGACAUCAUCAUCGAGGCACUGUCGGCGCCGUACCCGUUGAUCCUGCGGCACCGCACAGCCACGCACUUUAUGAUCUGCAGCCUGAUGUUCAUGAUAAGCGUCGUGGGCUGCAGCAGCGGCGGCGCCAGCGUUGUCUCCGUGUUGGCCCACACACAGGGCCAGGGCUUCCGCCUCCUGUUGGUAGCGCUUGAGUCCGUGGUCAUCCUUCAGUUCUACGGUGCGCGAAGGCUGUCCAUCGAUGAGCACGCCAUGACCAAUCGCAAUCCGAGCACUUUCGUCAAGAUCUGCUGGACGUCGGUCGUGCCGCUCGUCGUCGCUGUUGUCGUGUGGGGCAAAGUGGCGAGCACUUCGUGCCACGACUACCCCAUCUGGCUCACUUUCAUCAUUAUCUGGUUCGCAUCGCUCGAGUUCAGCUUCAUACCCGUCUUCGCGGUUACCCUGCUGGAGUGCACAAAGCUGAAAGCCAAGCAGAGCGUCGCUCCGCUGCCUGUGCGGGUACCGUCGAGCUGGGAGCAAGCCAUGAUCUAUCGGCAGCAGAUCGCGGUCGAAGUAAUCGACAAACGGAAGGUGCUCGAGAAACGGAGCACGCUAAUGGCGGCGUCACAAGUGGCACCCGGUCGACAGCCAUCCCACAAGACGCGCGACUCCAACACGUCCCCGAACUCCGAUACGGAGCGCAUGGCGAAGAACUUGUACGUCGCCUCCGAUCGCUCAAAACGCGACGUCCAGUCGCCGAGCGACUGGCGCAACUUCUCCAUAGACGACGAGUCUCCACCGGCCAGGAAGUCCAAGAAGAGGCGACCGUCGCGCAAGUCCGCCCCCGAAACGGGAACGUUGCACGAAUCCCGAAACUUGAGCUCGCUGCGCCGGUUAGCGAGGCGGGCUCAAGAGAAGCCAGCCAAUCCGACGAAGGGUAAGCCGGCCGCCUUUAUCGAAUCCACGCCGAGGUCCGUACUGGCAGAGGCCCCCAAGCCGCUUUACUUUCUUCCCCCCGUCGUCACUCCCGCAGUAGCCGACGUUCCCCUUCCAAACCCGGUGGACAAGAUCAUGCCCACGGCGGCAGAGCGCGACAAAGCCAGCGACGAAAGUGGCGACAGCUUCGAUGAGAUGGACUUCGUCGUCGACUCGGCGCACGGGCCCAUAGUGUCCGCUCCGGUACCUUUAACGGAUGCCGUCCUUCCAAAGCCGUCGGCCAAGCGGCUGCCGGUCAUCGUGAAGUCAUUCGAGGAUGAAGGCGACAAGCCGGAUUUCCUGCAGCGGUACCAGAACGCGGCGUCGGGCCCAGAACCAGCGUUCCAAGUUCGGCCCGCUAGACCGACCAGCAACUUGCCCGUCGCCACGCACACUUCGGCGACGGCAUCUGCUAUCCCUGCUGGAGCCGGUGCUCCGACUUCUCUAGCGCACGGCGAGACCUCUGGCCCGCGCAUGCUACGAGACGAAGAGGAGGCAGCCGGCCGGAGAGAAGAGCGUCAGGUGCCAUCGAUGCCGCCCGAUGGGCGACGCACUCCCGUCAGGAGAGCCUCGCGCAAGCGAUCGAUGUCGCGAAGGUCGUCGACGACUUCUCAGAAGCCGGGCAGCUUCGCCACCUCUGGCCAACGCGUGGCGCAAGUGCCACAGGUGGCUACGCAGGCAUCCUCCUCAGUCGCCUCAGCAAAAGCGCCUUCUUCAGGUUCAGUCACCCCAGCCGAAGCAGCACCCGGAAAGCUGUUGCAGAGCCAACGCCGGAAGGUGUCCAGGCUGGGUCAGACGAGCGACAAGCCGCCGUCAGAUGACCGGCAGUCGGCCAAGGACCAUGAGUUGAGCAAAAGUGCUUCCGAGCCAACCGGGUCUGCUGGGCAUCGAACGGCGCUUGCCGUUGGCGUUGCCACUACCGGAGGGCCUUCAGACAUUGGUGGAGCAAGCGGCGAGAUUAAGCAGGCCGUGCAGGAUGAACCAUCGCCCGCGCAAACAGGGCCUACCGGCAAGACGCUCCACACGGCGGUAGCAGCAUCUGAAGCCGCGAGGUCGACGGGAAAGCACACAGUGGGCGUCGAGGAACAUCCUGGGAAGCACAAGCCAUCGUUGUCCGAGCCUCGGCAAGAUGGGGCGAAAAGUGUCGAAAGUUCCAAGGCACAGCACCUAGAUACGAGGACCGUGACCGCUGCCUCACAGCCUGAGGCUACCGACCACAGCAAGCGAUCCGGCGGCAAGACGAUCCGGUCGCUUCGCAAGCUCGUCGUCGGCCUCAGGCCCCGUUCGCGUCAGCCGCCCCUCUCCCGCAAGAGUCUCGACUCGAAUCAGAGCGUCGAGGAUGCAGUUGCUGCCAGGGCGACCGACGUUUCUGCAGUGUCCGCCGAAAGCGCCGCUCGGGAACCAGACAACCCGGUUUCGGCGUCGGUGGCUUCUGUGGCCGGAACGUCGGCGGCGCAGUUCACCAAUCCCCAAGCGCCAGAGAUUGAAGCCGCGACAGGACUCGUUCAGCAGUGGGACAGGACCACUGUCUCUGGACAGUGGGCUGCCGCGGAUCCUCCACCCACCAUCGUCGUGCACAAGUCAGCCUCACAGAUGCCGGCCAAGACGACGUCCAGCGGGACGUCCAGCGGGACGCUCCAGUCGUCGUCGCUCGCCACGGAAAGCGAGCGCGGUCCCACCGCUGCUGCAGCUCGCGUGAAAGCAAAGGACGCGGUGCCCGGCGACGCUGCUCGUUCCGCGGGCGUCCAGAGUCUCAAGGAAUCGCGGGACGCUUCAGCCAAGACCAGUGCUCUGCGAAAACGCCGUUCCCGUCGCUCGAAGAAGGGGCGGCAAACGAGCGACGAACGGGACGACCCCGAAUCAGACGGCCACCAGUGAUUGACUGGUGGCACCAGCCUCCGAGAUCCUUGUCGCUUGCGGCGCUCAGCGCCCGUUCCAGGAGACCAUACGCCAGUGGAUGCCGGUUUCGGGAACGUGCUCCCCGAGGCUCCCCUCGCCGCCCUAUAGCAGUGCCCGUAAAGCUUUUUUUCAGGCAAAGACCCAAGAAGUUGGAAAUGAAGGAGAACUCUUGCAUUCUUGGAGGGGCUACAUUCCCGAGCACCACUGUGUUUCGAUCGAAGUGUUCUUUUUUAUUUUUGUUCUUGUUCUUGGGAACACAUUCAGAUCUUGACAAGCGCGCCAUCGACGCUCUUGAAUACACGAGUAGUUAUGCGUCCUUUUUACCCCGCCGCUACUUUUGUCCCUAUCACAGGACACUACUGCCGCGAUCCUCAAAGCGAGCUAAACAUUGUGUUCAUGAACUGUGCAUCACGAGUUGUCAUGUGGAUCUGAAGCAGAGGCCAGCAACGCGCUUCCAUAUCUGUGGGCGCGUCGAAAGCAUUGCUAUAUUAAUUGUGCCUAGUAGGUACUUUAUAAUCUUUCUGAUAUACCUAAGAGCGUUGAAAUUAACAACAGCAGCUUCAUCUUUGCAGGUGUAUGGCCUGCAAUUCGAUAUUUGUGUGGAAUACGUGACUUCGAAGAACAUGCGCCAAGAAAUGUCUCAUUCUGCAUACUUUCGCUAAAUCAUUGGCUGCCUCAUUAUGGUCUCCAUCAUCCUGUGCUUCUAUACAUAGCGUCUUCAUUUAUUUUGUUACCCUGCUUCUUCACACUCUGCGCUUUUCCUCGAGCAUUUGAGCAUCUCUGAGCACGUAAUACAUAGAUAACACGAUGUUCCGGACGAAAGUGUUCCCUUUUCAAGUGAACUUCCUGAUAAACUGCAAAUUCGGCUAAGUGCGGGACAUUACUUAGGUAGGCUUGAUUCGUAAGCCGUCGUUUCUGUGUACUCGUGUGCUCAGAUUGACGAAGAUGUGGUCAAGAAUGUUUUCUACUUAUGGUUCAAUUUACGUAUUCAAGUAAAAUUGGUCAUACGCACGUGCGUGUUCGUGCACAGUAAGUACCUGCAGAGUUUGCUGCUUUUCGGGCUCGGUUAGCGACAAUUCAAAGACGCUGAAUAUUGGGAGCAUGGUGUUAUUCUCAUUAAAACGCGCACACCAGAGAGCUUGACGCCAUUUUUUAGCUUCAGCGAGUCGUUCCGUCGGUCGUGCAUGCAAAUGGGUGUUCUGUCAUGAGCAUAUGCCUAAAUUGUGAACGAGGCUGCAAACGAAACAAAAUGUUGCAGGAAGAUGGAGAUACUAUUCAACAGGGACAACAAGUAAAACCUCGCCGUGGAGUUCCGACUAAGCUACGUCGGCUUAACGGCCGCCUUUUGACUGACUGUUUUGAAACAGUGACUUCGGACUGAGGUCAGAUUCCUGUGUUCACCAACUGGUCGAAUAGCCUUCCAAGACUCCGCUGAACUAAUUGUUGAUUAAAGGGAAAAUUUUCGUCCACCCGGCUACAGCACAGCACGCGCGAGCUGGGGGAUUAGACGCGCAAAGUCAUCUCAAUCCCUCCGAACUGCAAAGAAAACUCGUGUGGUUAUCUCUAAAAAAAGGUUUUAUAUUUGAAAAAUUUCUCCCAAUCCUGGAAUCGAACGCGAAGCCAACGCCUUUACGAGGCGGCCGUGUUGCUGUUUCACAUAACCACGUGAUUAUCAGAUCGCAUAAGCUUGCAAAAACGAGUAGUACGAAUUUUUGAAAACUACCAUGGUAGGCCGCGUGACUUACGCACAUACAGUCUCUUCGGCAAACAUUUACUAAUCCGAGCAAAUGAAGUAUUUUAUUAUAACUACUGUUACAUAUAAAAAACACAGGCUCCAUGUUGUCAGCAUACCCACUUCUCCUCGAUACCCAUUACGUUAUCAAAUCAAGAAAAUACCAUUCACGCGUACUAACUACGGACGUCAUGAUAUAAACUAUCAAAUACGAAGACUACUAGACAUCGUUAAGCAAAAAAUGGAUUUCUGUGCGCCUAACUUUAGGCAAUGUAAAAGAAACCUUCUCAUACACAAUCAAAUUAUUUAUACAUAAAAUGCUAUUGCACUAAAAUUUAUUAUGCACUAUAUAUGUAUUCCUUAAUCUGCGCUGUAAUGUGAAUGCACAAAAACUGAAGCGUAAAUGUUUUUUUCCCAUAGUCAUUCUAUAAUGUACACAUUAUCUUGUUUAUUUGUAUUUUCGACAUCGUACUUGCUUGUUUCU
This is a messenger RNA of Dermacentor albipictus, 6471 nucleotides long. RefSeq lists its product as uncharacterized. Gene Ontology annotation, cellular component: plasma membrane. Lineage: Eukaryota; Metazoa; Arthropoda; Arachnida; Ixodida; Ixodidae. Gene Ontology annotation, biological process: sodium ion transmembrane transport. The record is from RefSeq and is a predicted model, not a curated record. Gene Ontology annotation, molecular function: L-amino acid transmembrane transporter activity.